Phymastichus coffea is the source of this 1315-nucleotide messenger RNA. RefSeq lists its product as uncharacterized. The coding region runs from base 19 to 1251 and encodes 410 amino acids. The transcript has 3 exons. The record is from RefSeq and is a predicted model, not a curated record. Lineage: Eukaryota; Metazoa; Arthropoda; Insecta; Hymenoptera; Eulophidae.
AAUGAAACAUAAUAAACAAUGAGUAGCUCGGUGAUUGGCAAUGCUCCUCUUCACGAAACAAUCAGUCAGGCAGAAGCACUGAAAUUAGUCAAACAUGUAUCUGGUCAGGAUGGUCAACUAGUUCGCUACCACUUGCGUCUUUACAACGACGAUCGGAUUAAAAAAAACAUCGGUUACUUUCAACUUUUACUGGAAACUAAAUUAAGAGAAUCAUCUAUAAUCGAGCAGCACAGCUUUUUGGUGAAGACGAUAUCCUGUAACAAUUCAAUUGCGGAAGCUGAGAAACGCGUUUUCGAACAUGAAUUUAACUUUUUUCAUGAAAUUGUACCACAAUUGACAAAACACGUUGACGUCGGACGAUGGCUUCCUAAAUGUUUCUUAGCUAAACGUGAUACUUUAGUGUUUGAAAAUUUGACAACAAAAGGCUAUCGGACGCGGCCACACAUGUUCGACGAGGAAACUACAAGAUCAGCUUUGCGAACUGUGGCUCGGCUGCACGCUUCUUCAAUCUUAGCUGAGACUCGGCUAGAACGGUCGUUGUACGAGUUAUAUCCAAAUGCUUUCGUAGAUAUGAAUUUCACGGGUCAUGGAAAGAAUGAAAGCUGGUAUUUAGCAGCUGUCAAUGCAGUCAUUAAAGUGGCGGAUAACCUGGGCUUGAACUCUUCUAAGAUAACCGCUGUCUUCGAUCGUCUUCAGCAGAUUGCUACCGAGGAGAGUGAAGCGCCACUUGAUCGUCGAACCAAAUGGAAAGUAGCAAGUCACGGAGAUCUCUGUGAAAACAAUAUGAUGUUCGACAAUAGUCAACCACCAAAUUGUAUACUUAUCAACUUUCAGUCUGUUCGUUACGUUUCACACGCCCAAGAUAUCCUGUUAUUGUUACAUUUGUGCACCACACGCGCAUUUCGUCGAGAAUUCGAGCAAAAAUUAAUCGAAUUCUAUUACUCAACUUUGAGAACUCUUUCAUAUAAGUACAAUCCUGCUGCGCGAGUUUUGCCUCUCGAUCAACUCAAGAGCGAGAUUGAAAAAGAGAGACUUCGAGCAAUCGCAAGUGCAAUGAUUUAUCUUUCAAGCACUUUGCUGGAUAAGAGAUUUGCUGAUGAUCUUUUCGAAAAUUCAGACAAGCACGACAAGUUACGGUACUAUGAUCGUGGUCAACAAGUCAUUGAGCUUAUGCAGAGAGAUGACAUUUAUCGACAGAGGCUGGAGGAAUCUGUGAAAGAACUUGUCGAUUACAGCCAACAAUAUGUCUGAUUGGGACCCUUGACUUUUUCACUGCUUAAAGUGAAAAUAUAUGUUCAUUAAUACUAAUUUGGCU